Diaporthe citri is the source of this 996-nucleotide messenger RNA. RefSeq lists its product as uncharacterized. The coding region runs from base 1 to 996 and encodes 331 amino acids. The record is from RefSeq and is a predicted model, not a curated record. The transcript has a single exon. NCBI's taxonomy places the organism in Eukaryota, Fungi, Ascomycota, Sordariomycetes, Diaporthales, Diaporthaceae. Gene Ontology annotation, molecular function: O-methyltransferase activity.
AUGAUCAUCAAGACCAGUGGUAAAUACCGAUCAUGGAAGGGCUCCUGGGCGGAUGACUUGGUGAAAGACCCGACCAUCUUUGGGCACUUCCUUGGCUUCUUCGAGUGGGUCAACGGUCCCAUGGGCAAUCUUCCACGGUUUCUAGCAAAAAACAGUUUCAAAACUCCGACCGACUCGAAGGCAGGCAGCUUCCAAGACUUUUACGGCUCCGGGGUCGAAUCUUAUCAGCCCCCACUUGGUGAUGCUGCCGUGUUUGAGAAGCUCAAGUCUAUGCUUGCCGAAGAUGAGAAACUAUGUGAGCUUUUCGUCAACGACCAAAAUGUCACUUCCCGUCUAGGCGACUUGGCCAAUGCAAAGCAAGCCCCGUUGCUUCCGCAGUGGGCCCAGCAUAUGGGCGACUUCAUGGAAUCUCACUCUCGGUACAACCACAGGUUGUGGACCGAGCUGUUCCCCACUGAAACAAUUGCCAAGGAUCCAAAAAAAGAUCGAGUUCUCGUUGUCGAUAUCGGCGGCGGCAAAGGCCACGAUGCCCUCAAGUUUGCGGAGUUGCAUCCCGAAAUCCCUGAUGGGAGCCUGGUUGUGCAGGAUCUACCGCAUGUUAUCAAAGAAGCAAAGGCACUUGAAGGUCAGAAGAAGGUUCUGCCCUGCGAGUACAACUACCUGGACCCUCAGCCCAUCAAAGGCGCUCGGGCGUACUACAUCCAUGUUGUCAUCCACAAUGCUGACGACAAUCGAGCCAUUGCUGUUCUGAAAAACGUUGUUGAGGCAAUGGAGAAGGGCUACUCGCAGUUGUUGAUACACGAGAGUGUGAUCGACCUUGAACAUCCGCACGCAAACGCCACGUCUCAAGACUUGAUUAUGAUGGGCCAGUUCUCAGCCCAAGAGAGGACGCAUGAUCGGUGGACAUAUGUAAUGGAGAAAGCAGGCUUGAGAAUUCGCGAUAUAAAGAAGAAGGCGGGUUUUCCAGACGCGGUAAUAGUAGCUGAGAAGGCCUAA